AUAACAGGUUAUCUCUGCUUGUGGUGUUCGCUGUUCUUGUUAAUCUAAAUUUGAUGUAUGUGCAGGAGUUACAGUUGUUAUCGUGGUAGAUUUCUAUAGGGUGUGUAAAUGUGGUGUUGCGAAUGGUUGUUGUGGAGUAGGAACGUAGUUUAGCAUUUCCAGCUAUAGGUUAUUUAAGCAGAACUUUAUGUAUUUGGUUCGGGUGUUUACAGUCGUUUUCGUCCUUUCAUAAUUACUGCAAUGUUCCGAGCUGUCAUCACGUAGGUCAUAGUUAACAGAGCAGGACAGUCGCAAUGCCUUAUAACUGGCCGUAACAGAUCCAGCCAUUAUUUAUCACUUCAAGAUGGGGGAUUCAAAGGAUCCAGUGAAACCAUGGGAAAGGCCAUGGACUACAGAUGAGAUGAGGCAGCAGAGUGCCAGCUGGAACUUGGCUGGAGAUUCAGGUCUGCUAAGGCACCUCCAGCAGUUUUCUCAGAAUCUGCUUGCACAGACGCAUGCGACAGAAGUUACUCUGGAUUCACUCAUGGAACAGCUGAGGGCCACUUCAACAGAUGUGAGCAAUGUGACCAAUCAGUUCCUCUGCCUGUCAAAUACUCAGUUCCUUGAAAACAGAGUGUAUGAUGAUGAUGAAGAUGAUGAAAAGGGGGUGCCUCCAGAAGAGAAGAAAGAAGAGGCAAAGCAGAUCAAGUCUAAGGAAGAACAGGAAGCAGAAGUAGUGGCUCGGGUGCGUGAAGCUUUGACCCUUGGCAUUUCAAUACUGGACAAUAUGUUUGAUACUGUCGAGGUCCCAGCAAGUGAUAGUGAAGAUGAAGAAAGCAGUGGAGGACGAUUAGUUCUGGAGCCUCAUAAUCCAUACCUAAGUCAAGCAUUGCCAUACCUUAUUGGCAGUCAACCGUUCAUGGAGGAUGAUCAUGUGGGAUUGGGCUCACCAAGUGACUCAGAGGAGGAGGAUGCUGAUAAGCAUUUUAUCCAUUCUAGUGAGAGCGAGAGUGAGAGUGAGAUGGAUAUUGAACAGCAGAAAGGAAACAAGAAGAGGACCAGAUUUUCUGUGAGUGGCAGUGAGAACUCAGAGUUUGAUGGAAGUGAUGGUAGCGGUGGGGAGGGUCCAGCACCAGGCAAACAGAAGAAGAUGGAAGCUUCUGGAUUGUUUGACAGUACUCCAGCUGCACACACAGGCGACAUGUUUGGUGGUGACUCGCCUAUUGAAGAUGUUGCUGUUGUUGAAGAUGAUGAUGUUACACGGGAUAGCUUUGCAGCUGAGUUGACUGAUAAAUUGGGUGUAGCUGCUGCGUCAAUAACAUCCGAUCAGCAGGCUCCUAAAUCAAGAACUGCAGGUAAACCAACUUUGGAGUGGUAUGAGGAUGAUGAUAAUAGUCUCUUUGGAGAGCAAGUUGGGAAGUUCUCUGGUGGACAGGGUCUGUUUGAUGGUGUAGAGGAUACAUCAGGAUCUUUGUGGAACACUAAGGACAAAUUGAAUGCAGAUAAAGGUGUCAAGAAACGUUCUGGCGAAGCAUCUCUGUUUGGUUCUGAUACUGGCUUUGAAGAUGGUAUAUUCGAUAGUGCUGCUGAUACAGAGAAAACCAAACGAUUACUCCGUGUUGCCACAACAGGUGUACUUACCAGUACUCCAGAAACUUGGGUUGAUGUUUUGGGCCUGUCUAACGACUGUGAAAUUUCCAACAUUAAGACUUCUCCAGUGUUGGAUGGUGACUUGUUUGCUGCCCCUGUACCAACUUCUAGGGACUCUGUACAAGUUAUAGUGGAUCAACAGCAUAGUAUUAAGAAGAAGAACCGUGCUGGUGCAGAGUCGUCUGUCUUUGGUGGUGUGAAUGUGUUCAAAGCUGGUGUUCGCAGGCCACCAUCAAGUUCAUCCUGCAGCAGUGAUGGUACAGUGCCAACUUUUGAGUACACGGACAGUAUUAGUAGCGGUAUUGGGCAGACCCGCAGUGAACAGCAAGACUCCACUAAAAGUCUAGGAAUAUCUGCAGCAAAUAAUGUGUCCUUGUUUGGUGGUAGUGACUAUCUGUUUGAUCCUGUACCUACCUCGAGAAAUGAUCAUUCAGCUGUAGUCAUUAAAAAUGAAAAGAUUCCUCCUGAGGCAGUCACAGCUUCUGACUUGUUCCAUGAUGAGAGCACAGGCGAUAGUGUGUUGAGCAAACCACAGAAAGGAUUAGCACCUUGUUCAGCCAAACUAACCACUGAAGGAGACUCUGUACGUAGAGUUGGGACUGCAUCCCGGAAACCUUUUUCCCUGUUCAAUGACUCAGAUUCUGGAGAUGAUGAGCUUUUGUUCUCAUCCACAAGCUCAACAAGUUCCCGUUCUAGGCGUUCACAAGGAAGCGGAGACCUCCUCACAGAACCUGGUGAUAAAGGACGGCCUACAACAGUUCCAAGGAAAGGCCUCUUUGAUAAUGAAGACCUGUUUGGUGGGGCCAAAGAUGAACCAUAUUUUGACAUAUUUAGCACAGGAGCUAAUACUGCCAUCGUAAAGCCAAAUUCAUUGCCCGAACAAAAUAAAAAUGGAAAUGAAGACUUGUUUUCUGAACAGUUGAAUGAUCCAGAAUUCAACUUAUUUAAGCCAUUUAAUACAACUCCAGAAAAGUUAAAAAGUGAUGACAAAGAUGCAUUGUUUGGUGAUGAUGGUAGUAGGAUUAAUGCAAAACCAGGAAAAAGUAUAGCUCAGGUGUCAGAUAGUCAUAGUUCCUUCAAAGACAGUGGAUCAGUAAAGCCUUCAUGGGGACUAUUUUCGGACAGUGGUAGUGAUGACACACAUGAUAUUUUUGCUGUACCUGUGAACAAGGCACAUCGUGAGCUCUCACCUUCUAAAGCCACGUUAGUAAACAGUUUGUUUUCAGGAGGAAGUGUUUUAGAGGACAGCAAAGACGAUUUAUUUGCAGGUCCAGUAAAAGCAAAGAAUGAAAGUAAAGAUAUAAGUGAAACAGAUGGGUUUCUUGACAAAAUUGAUGAUAUAUUUUCAGUUUCUAGAACAGCGAGCAGUAGUAAAGUUGAAAGGGAGAAAAAAGUUAUUAACGGACAUUAUGCCGCGUCAGAUUCAGAGUUUGUAACUGAAUCAGAAAGUGCCAGGAAAGACGAACUUGCCGAAGUUUCAGGCGAAGUCAGUGAUGUGAUUUCUUCUGGUAUUUUUAGUGAAGUAAGGGAUGAAAAUGGCAGUGAUCUGUUUAAUAGAAGUACUGCUAAUCCAUCAGUAAAUACAAAACCUGUUAUUGCAAACAAACCUGUCAUAAGUCCAAAACCAAAGCUGUCUCCUGUUUCUAAACCACCACUGUUACAAGAUACAGCAAAGGGCUCUGGUGACUUAUCUUCUAAAAUGAAUACAGAUGAAAACAUUCUGCAGCUUUCCAAUCCCACCAACACCAAAGAAAGAAGUGAUAACCUCUCAGCAAAAUCAGGUCAAAAAAUUGAAGUUCAUGAUUCGUUUGCAGAGCGUACAGAAAGGUUGAUUUCCCCAGGAUCUUCUGUUCCACCAUCAAAACUAAGACCUCCAAAGACAUUAAAUAUUCGCAAGAGUACAGGUCUACUGUUCAGCAGUUCUUCAAAUGAAGAUGAGGAUUUGUUUGGAAUGUCUGUGCCUGAAAAAGUCUUAAUGGAUUCAAAUUCUGCAAAAGCUGUUGAUCAGAAACCAAUAAGUAAUUUGGUUAUUGUUCAGCCACAAUGUUCCUCUGUUGAUGUGGCCAGGCCAGUAUCAUUCAGUGCAGAAAAAUGUGCUAAUAGCGGGAAGGAAAUAUCCAGUAAAGUUGGCUGUAGUCAAGAUUCUAAUGAUAACAGCACAGCAAAGGCUCGGUCAGUCGGUGCAAGCCCCAGACAUUUGAACAUUGAUCCUGUGGCACUUCUGAUUGGAGUCAGGCCAUCACGGAAUGUUGAAGCAGCUGUCAGUUUUGAUGAGCCAGCUCAGUUUAGUGCCACUCUUCAUAAUGCAGGCAAGGACCGUGCCAGAAUUCAAGCAAAACGUCGUCCCCCCAGUCGCAGAGCUCGGAAAGAAGCUGUGAGAUUGUCGGGUAUUGACCACGAUGGGUUUGAGACAGCUUCAGUAAUGGCUGCUGAGAAAGUUCCAAACCCUGCUCCAGAUAAAUCUGAUGAUAUACAAGAACCUGUUGCACGGACUGCAGAAGCUCCUGGCCUUAGCUCGACAGAGUCACAGCCUCCUGCAUCACACACUGUGGGUUCCCUGUCCAAGCCUCGUUCAUCAAGUUUUUUAGACGGCAGCAGUAAUCUUCUGUCUCCAUCAACAGAUGAAGAGGAUCUGUUUGGAGUGCCACAAGAUUUACCUUCAGAAUAUGGAAGCAACAAAGAUGAUGGCCAAAAUCUUUUCAGUUAUGCACCUGUUCUCUCUCCAUUAGACUCACUUCUUAAGUUUCCGGCAGAAAGUGAUCCAUCAAAAUGUGUAGCUAUUGAUACAGGGGGCAAAUUCAGUACCAGUGAUGUUCUCCAUACAAGCAAAUUGUUGGAAGACUCGUCGGAUAAAAUGCCUGCUGUACGUACAAGUCCCACGUCUUCAAAUGGAAGCAACAUGGCAGUUCCAAAUAUGAGCAGUGGUUCUCAUGACAUACGUGUAACUGGACCUCCGUUGCAUACAUUACAUGGUAGUUUGCAUAAUUGUGAUGAAAAUGAUGAUUCCAAUGACCUUUUCUCUGAAACGAAGAAGACUGUGCCAUCAUCUAGAAAAGACAAACAGGAUCUCUUUGAUACCACACGGAACUCUGAGAGUCUAUUUGCAUCAGAGAAGUCCAUUCCAGAAUUAGAUGUAAGUAAUUACCUUCCUGAAGGAACAGGGAUUUUAUCAGACUGUCCUGAAAAUGCACGUCCUUUAUCGAAAGAUUAUCUGUCAUCAAAAUAUCCUUUACCUGUGGAUGAUGAGAAACCGCCUGUGCCAGAGAACAUCAUGCAGUCUAAUGCACAAGAGGAAUUAUUUGGAUCAGGAUACUUAAAACAUAAUUUAUUUACGCCAAGAAAAGGUUCCAGUGAAAAAGUGGAUGAUGAUAUGUUCUUAACCUCGAAUAUGGACAAUUCCAUUUGUAGUGAUAGUGGUGAUGAAUUGUUUUCUGUGGGCACAAACUCUUCCCUGAAUAAAGACAAUAAAAAUAAGUCAGAUAUCACUAAACCAAAAGAGAUCUGUGAUAUUGAUGAAAAUAUCUUAUUUUCUUCUGGAGACAAGCAGAAGCAGCCACUACCUACACAGAAGAAUUUAUUCUCAAACAACGCCAAAGAUAUAAAUACACCAAAAUUGGCAGUAUCAGAGACUGGUUCAAAUUCUGGUCUCUUUGGAGGAGAUAGCCCCGAAUCUGAUGACAUCUUCUUUGACAUCAGUUCCAAAAAGAAAGCUGCUAAUGCCAUAAUGAAGGGAAAACUAAGUGGAGUUGUGACAUCAUCAGCAAAAGGCUCUCUUUUUGGUGGUGACGAUGAUGACGAUGAUAUAUUUGGAUCUGAUAAGUCAGCCAGCAAAUCUGCCGUAUUUCCUAAGCCAGCCAUCGCAACAUUAGACAAUGCAGAUGCAUUGUUUGUAUCUGGUUUGACCAAGAAGAAACCCCAAACUAAACUAAACAGACCAACAGGUUCCAGUUCUAGUCGGCAGACUGUCACAGCGGAAGGCGACUUGUUUGAAGAUCCAUUGAUGGUGGUCACAAAGAAGUGAGUAAUCAUCGACUUGCCUGCUGUUCAUGAAUGACUAAUAUGUAUAUUGUGUAUAUUCUAAUUUAGUAAAACAUCAGACUUGUUGACUAUUUGUGUACUCAGAGUGACAAGUUCUGAUGUCAAUAAUUUUGUAAAUACAUAUUAUCUGAAUCAGACUAUAUCAAGAGUUGAAACAUGUGUCAGUGAUAUCGUGAAAAGAACAAGUGCUUAUGAGUAUGUUCUAUUUCCAUUUUAAUAGAACAUGCCAGUUGCAUAUUUUUGUAUGUCUUCUUACUGUAGUUAAAGAUGCAGUCUGUGGUGCUGUUUAAAAUUAAUAAGCCAUUUCUUUUACUCCUGUUCCUGAAUACUAAGGUUCUUCAUAAUACACUCAGAAACAAUACAUAUACCCACAACUGAAAUUGAUGAAAGAUUUAUAACUCUCUAUUAGAUUUUGCGGUACUUCGGAACAUAGUGCAUGUAACAUUUGCUAUAUCAUACAGUUAUAUUAAUUAAUUAUUGUAACAGAAUAUUAGUUUUAAUGUUGCUGGUCAUAAUUAUUCCCCACAAUUAAAAAUAUGUAAUAUUAAUGAUGGAAACUGUGAAGACAAUGAAGCUAGCUGUGAAGGUACACUGGGUGCUUGGAUGUAAGGUUUCAGUAUUUAUCAUAUUUUAGCUUAAAAAGAAGGUAAAUUGAUUAGCCUUACGCACUAGCCAUUAAACUGAAGGUUUGUUGGAUCCCAGAGCUGCUUCUUUGAGAUUUGUUACCCAGUCCAUCCAUUUUGGAGCCCAUUUUCAUCAAUCAACUGCCACAGCUGGCAGUUAGGCUGUGAAUAGUCUGGCCCCCCCCCCCCUUCAUAAAAACUGUAUUAAAUCAGGUAACUUAGGAAACUAAGGAACAGGGUCAUGCCAUAAGAACACUGUUCCACAUUAGCAGCUCAGUGAACUUCAGGGAGGGAUCAGCUAUAGUCAUUAUGAAAUAUAUUUAUAAUUUUAUGGCAAUAGCUGACGAGCCAGUGUAUACAGGCACUUGGAAGUCUUGCAUAUUAGGCAAUUGUGUGUAUCUAGAAAAAAUUAUAUGAGAAGUUAUGAUAAAAGGUACUGACAUUAUGAUAGAACAAACAGAUGCAAUGUUUUCCAGAGAAAUCAAAAGCAGUCAUUAGUAGGUUGUAUCCCACCUAACCUAACCUGUUUACAAUGUGUUUUAUGCAGCAUAUGACUCUUUUGCACAUUUUCUUUGUUAUAGUGUAUUAUGGUAAAUCUGGAAAUAUUAUGAAGUUCUUGGCACAAGAAAGAAGUAACUGUUCCUUUCCUUAUGUAUGAUCAUUUAUACCUGUAUUUCAGUGAAAAUUAAAGUAUACAAAACAAUAAUUUUGCCUGUUGUUUUGUAUGGGUGCGAAACAUGGUCUCUCAGAGGGAGGAACACAGAUUGCAGGUGUUAGAGAUUAGGGUGUU
Zootermopsis nevadensis is the source of this 7080-nucleotide messenger RNA. NCBI's taxonomy places the organism in Eukaryota, Metazoa, Arthropoda, Insecta, Blattodea, Termopsidae. The record is from RefSeq and is a predicted model, not a curated record.